ACGAAGAAGAGCGAUGCGGAAGCGUCAUGAUCUUGCGACACGGAAAACGAAUGCUGACUGACCGCCCGUUACACCGAACAAUUUUGUAGUUUUUGCUCAGAUACCGUCAGAGUUGCCAAUCCGUUCUCAGACGUUUGCACUCCCGGGUUUUGCGCAAGAGUUUGCUACUCUCGGCUGCUGACUAACGUUAGCCUUUAGCUUAUCUGCACAUAAACAAUGGACUAAACACUAGCUAUACCGAACGCGCACUCCAAAAGUAAACUCAACUGUCACUUCGGUAUAAACGAGAUGGAGUCACUCAACACAUUUGAAUCAGAGAUGGAGGCUGAUGGGCAGGGGAGCUAUUCUCUGUUUCCAUCACUGGAUAGCAUUGCUGGUUUGUCUGGGACGGCUGACACAUUGGAAAGUGAACCCCCCAGUGAAAUCGCAGAGAAGCCAAACCUGACCUGGCUUGAUGCUGCUCAGAUUGUUUUGGAAGAAGCAGGACAUCCCAUGCACAUAAAGGAGAUCAAGCAGAGAAUCAUCGACCGGGGGCUUGUGCAGUCCAAUGCAAAGUCAAGUCUGGAAGCCGUCAUGUAUCGUGAGACACAAAAAGGCAGCAGGAGAUUCAAGAGGAUUGAAAACAGAAACGGAGUCUUUGCAAUGCUGACAGAUGCCGAGCGGCAUCAGGCUCUGAAGACCUUCAGCACUCAGGCCUUCCUUGGCACAUCGCAACAGAACAUCGUCUCGGCUUCUGGAUCCGGGGGAGCCGCCGCCGCCGCAGGCGCCAUCGCCGCCGCCCCCUUUCCUCCCAUCGCCGUUUCCUCAGAGAGCAAAGCAAAGAUGAGGAGAGGAGCGCGGAAAAAAAUGAACGAAAAGUACCGGCUGAAGUACCUUCGACUACGCAGAGCAGCGCGUGCCAUGAUAUUUGAAAACGCAGCUUUGCAUGAUGAAGUUGCCCAUCUGGAAGAGAAGUUUUUGAGAGCAAAGGAAGAGCGCCAAUUGCUGCUCUUGCACUACCAGUCUCUGUCGGAGGGAGACUUCCUGCCCACGCCAAGCUCGACCGCUCAUCCCGCCGCGCCGCCUCCCGCGACGAGCUGCAGCCCCGGAGGACCGCCUGGCCUGUGCGGGACGCACCUCCUCGCAUCUGUGGCGUCGACAGUGGACGAGGGGCAGCUGAAGAAACCCAAGAAGGAACGCAAAGAGCGAGGCAGAGAGAAUGGAAAGGAUGAGCUUCCAAAGAAGAUGACCAAGAAGAGAAAACUGGCUGAUGGCUCCCGGAAGCUGGUGCAACCCAUCCCACUCGACUCCUGCGGCCGCCCCGUCUUCCCCAUCGUGCUAGGAGGCCUAACGCUGUACAGCUUGGGCGAGAUUAUCACGGAUCGAAUGUUUUUCCACGAUGAAUGCGCCAUCUACCCGGUGGGCUUCUGCAGCACGCGGGUCUUUGCCAGCAUGAAAAACCCUGAGCUGCAGUGCCUCUACACCUGCCAAAUCAAAGAUGGAGGAAGUGGCCCGCAGUUUGAGAUCGUCCCCGAAGAUGAUCCCCAGAAUGCCAUCGUGGCCUCCUCUGCCCUGACUUGCCACUCCAACUUGCUCAAAGCCAUCGCGUCAGUCAGUUCCAAGGCUGUUGCCCCAAUCGUGCCAUCCGGAGCCGAUUUCUUUGGCUUCUCUCAUCCCACCGUCCAGAAUCUCAUCCAGAGUUGUCCUGGAGCACGCAAGUGUCACAACUACCGAUGGAUACGGUUCGAAGUGUGUCGCCCGGGCGAUGGCCAGAAACCUCACAGCCUGUCGGAGGAUGACGCCUCCAUCAACUUUGAGGCCUAUCAGCAACACCGGCGCUUUAGCGACAAGCCGGAGCAAAUCUCAGCACAGACACUGCAGUGUUCGAGCACCUCACACCUGACCGCCACAUCCGCGAAGCCGUCGACUGCCUACUUCAGCUCCUGACGUUUCUGCGCCUCAAACGCCAUCAAAGUUGACAAGUACAACAAAUGCAGAACACAUCUCAUGUCUUUUACACUGUCAUUUGGGCCCCAAAACGUCCGCAGUUGUUGACUGUACAUUUCCGAAUGAAAUCCAGGAGCUCAACAUGUAUUCAAGAUGCUCAAAUCUUUUUAUUUGUUCAAAUUCUAUGACUGAGAAACAGUGAUUUGUCUGCUAAAGUGCUGAUUUAAAUAAAAACAUCUGGCCAUCA
Messenger RNA from Hippocampus comes (tiger tail seahorse), 2173 nucleotides. It is a transcript of the gene fyrd1, whose product is annotated as transforming growth factor beta regulator 1. Lineage: Eukaryota; Metazoa; Chordata; Actinopteri; Syngnathiformes; Syngnathidae. The record is from RefSeq and is a predicted model, not a curated record. The transcript is spliced from 15 exons. Gene Ontology annotation, cellular component: nucleus. The coding region runs from base 289 to 1926 and encodes 545 amino acids. Gene Ontology annotation, biological process: regulation of DNA-templated transcription; regulation of cell cycle.